Tyto alba (common barn owl) is the source of this 4042-nucleotide messenger RNA. RefSeq names its product mitofusin 1 (gene MFN1). Gene Ontology annotation, molecular function: GTPase activity; GTP binding. The transcript is spliced from 18 exons. The record is from RefSeq and is a predicted model, not a curated record. Gene Ontology annotation, biological process: mitochondrion localization; mitochondrial fusion. NCBI's taxonomy places the organism in Eukaryota, Metazoa, Chordata, Aves, Strigiformes, Tytonidae. Gene Ontology annotation, cellular component: mitochondrial outer membrane. Bases 268 to 2490 code for a protein of 740 amino acids.
CAUAAGGGACCGGGGCCGGGCAGGGCCGCUGGCCGCCUGCUGUUGCCGCCGCGGGGUUCGCUGUCUCCUCGGCGGGGACAGGGCCCGCCGGGCAGGCCGAGGGGAGCCGCGGGCCUGUCCUCGCUGGGCCGAGGGAACGGCGCUGAUCUCCCAGCGCUGGGGAGGUUGUGAGCGGCGUUUUAUGAGGGGAAAGCCUCGUAUUUCGAGGGCAGGCUGCACCAGAUCGGUUUAAACCUAUCCCCGAGCCUCGUGAGCUCUCGUUGCAUAAUGGCAGAAGCUACCGUCUCUCCACUGAAGCACUUUGUGCUAGCUAAAAAGACAAUCACUGCCAUUUUCGACCAGCUGCUGGACUAUGUCACCGAAGGAGCAACUUUUGUGGAAGCAACAUACAGGAACCCAGAGCUUGAACACAUAGCAACAGAAGACGAAUUAGCAAGAAUACAGGCGUAUAAAAAUAAGUUAGCGGUCAUCGGUGAAGUGCUUUCACGGAGACACAUGAAAGUGGCAUUUUUUGGCAGAACGAGCAGUGGGAAGAGUUCGGUCAUUAAUGCAAUGCUGUGGGAUAAGGUACUUCCGAGUGGGAUUGGCCACACAACUAACUGCUUUCUCAGUGUGGAAGGGACAGAUGGAGAUAAGGCUUAUCUUAUGACAGAAGGAUCAGAUGAAAAGAAGAGUGUCAAGACAGUCAAUCAGCUUGCUCAUGCACUUCACAUGGAUAAAGACUUGAAAGCCGGCUGUCUCGUCCAUGUCUUUUGGCCUAAGUCAAAGUGUGCCCUGCUGAGAGAUGAUUUGGUUUUAGUGGACAGCCCUGGCACAGAUGUCACUACAGAACUGGACAGCUGGAUUGACAAAUUCUGCUUAGAUGCUGACGUGUUUGUCUUGGUUGCCAAUUCUGAAUCAACUCUCAUGAACACGGAAAAACAUUUUUUCCAUAAAGUGAACGAACGCCUUUCCAAGCCAAACAUCUUCAUCUUGAAUAAUAGAUGGGAUGCCUCUGCAUCAGAACCAGAAUAUAUGGAAGACGUGCGUAGGCAGCACAUGGAGCGCUGUCUGACUUUUCUAGUUGAUGAGCUCAAAGUUAUUGAUCCUGUAGAAGCGAGGAAUCGCAUCUUUUUUGUUUCAGCAAAAGAAGUUCUGAGUGCCAGGAGACAGAAGGCCCAAGGAAUGCCAGAGGGUGGUGGAGCACUUGCUGAAGGAUUUCAAACAAGAUUCCAGGAAUUUCAACAUUUUGAACAGAUAUUUGAGGAGUGUAUCUCGCAGUCAGCCGUGAAAACCAAGUUUGAACAGCACACUAUCAGAGCUAAACAGAUAAUAGAUACUGUGAAAAACAUUAUGGACGCCAUAAACGUAGCAGCAGCAGAGAAAAGAGUCCAUUCAAUGGAAGAGCGAGAAGAUCAGAAGGAUAGAUUGGACUUUGUUCGAAAUCAGCUGAACAUUUUGACAGAAGAUACUAAGGAAAAAAUCAAACAUGUUACUGAGGAAGUGGAAAAUAAAGUCUCCUCUGCCAUGACUGACGAGAUUUGCCGACUUUCAGUUUUAGUUGAUGAAUUUUAUUCAGAUUUUCACCCUUCUCCUCAAGUAUUGAAGCUGUAUAAGACAGAACUGAACAAACAUAUAGAAGAUGGUUUGGGAAAGAACCUGGCUGAUCGUUGCACCAGUGAAGUCAAUCAGUCAAUGCAUCAGUCGCAGCAGGAGAUGAUUGAAAAUCUGAAGCCGUUGUUGCCUUCUGGUGCUCAGAAUCAGCUCCACUUGCUAAUUCCGUGCAGGAGGUUUGACCUUAGCUAUGAUCUAAACUGUCACAGUCUGUGUGCGGAUUUUCAAGAGGAUAUCAUGUUCCACUUUUCCUUGGGAUGGACUUCACUUGUAAACCGUUUCUUGGGUCCUAAACAAGCUCAGAGAGUACUAUUGGGACUAGCAGAUCCAAAUGUACAAAUCCCUCGUCCUUUAGCUACCACCCCGUCUGCUGCCAGCCUCCCUGCCACAACUCCAGAGAGCGUAUCGCACGAUGAUUUUAUGGUUCCUUUGGUAAUGAGUUUGGCUUCACUGACAUCACGGACCUCUAUGAGCAUCAUCGUUGUUGGCGGAGUGAUUUGGAGAACAGUUGGCUGGAAACUUAUCUCUCUUUCCUUAAGUAUGUAUGGGUUGUUAUAUCUUUAUGAGAGACUGACUUGGACCACUAAAGCAAAAGAGAGAGCCUUUAAACAGCAGUUUGUAAACUAUGCUACUGAAAAGCUGCAGAUGAUCGUCAGUCUUACAAGUGCUAAUUGCAGCCAUCAGGUGCAACAGGAAAUGGCCACUACCUUUGCUCGGCUCUGUCAGCAGGUGGAUAUUACCCAGAAAAACCUGGAAAAAGAAAUCGCUAGACUUUCCAAAGAGAUAGAUCAGUUGGAGAGCAUACAGAGCAGCUCCAAGCAGCUAAGAAAUAAAGCCAUUCACCUUGAGGAUGAACUAGAUCGCUUUACAAAACAUUUUCUUCAAAAGAGUAAAUAAAACGGCGUCGCCAACUUUCCCGGUGAUCCUUUGUAGGAUAAAGUAGAAAUUUUACAGAUAACAUUUCUCCUUUGUGGAGUCACAUGAAAUUAUUUCUAUUUUAAAUGUUACUUUGAUUACACUUAAUUAUUGUAAAACUUGGACUCUGGUGGUGAACCAAACGGAAGAGCUGUGUCAUGUUUGUUUUGCAGAUCUUGGGUUAAAAAUUAUCUUUAAAACACUAAAUUUCUUUGGGCACUUGACAAUAAAAACCCAAAUCCUUAUUGGUUUUCAUCAGUGUUUAGCAGUGGCAAGUCUUGCUUCCUGGCAUCCAGGAGUUCAGGCAGGAAGAGCAGGCUUAUCACGGUGAUCACGGUCUCCUGAUUUCAGCUGCUUAGGAAUUAGCCAGGGAUGGAGGAUGCUGCUUUUUCAUGUGUGUGUGUGUUUAACGAAGGGCAGUACAAACUCUAGCAUGGGGCAAGGACCCUCGGCUUGUUUUGAAAGCAAGUGAAACUGGGUUGGGCAACAGUUCCUCUUCCUCAUAAGGAAGUGAAAGAUGACAGUAAACUGCAGAGCCUUCACUAAUGAAAUGCAGUGGGCUCUGGUUUCCCUUCAGGCGAGGACAUUUAGCCAAGAUGGCAUUGAUUGAAGUAAAGAUAAACCUAUUUCAACCUCUGUCAGAUUUUUUGCAGUUGGUAAAGUGGUGAAAUGGUCUUUUGCCCAUGAGAGCACGGCUAGAACCUAUGUUCAGGGGAGCUGCAGGCGCGUGUGUCGCUGCCACCACGCUGGCAUCCAGGUAAGGGAGGAUUUGCUGGGCAGAGGGUCUUGACUCUUGUUUUUGCACGCUGGGGGGAAGCUCAGGGCGUCGGGCUUGACCCCGAGCCCCUGCUGGCUGUAGGGUGCAGGGACAGGCUGGGUCCGACAGUCUGUGCUGGUGCAGUUUCCCUGGCAGCCCUGGGGUCCUGCUGCGGCCUGGGGGGGCUGCAGUAGGUUACCUGUGCUCCCCUCCAGCACUGCAAAGCCUCUUUUUAAAAAAAAAAUGUUCUGGCUGUUGCCAUCUGCAAUGAUGUAACACCUACUUUUUUCUAACUAGACUUUUUAAACAUAAUUUAUUUUAAAAGAAAAAAGCCUUUCCUGACUAUAUAUUUUUAUGGAAGUAUUAACAUGACUAAAUGAAAUAUUCGACUUGACAACUGUGCUGUAGGGCUUUGCUAUUUUCCAGUAAAUAAGGGCUAUCUUGAAAAGAAAUAGAUAUAAAAUCUAAUGCUAGAGACAGUUAAUUAUUUGAAGAUGAAAACUGUUUUCACCACACUGUAUUUCGGCGUUUGUUUCUGACUGUGCUAGCAUGAGCAUGGUGUUUUGGGAACUUGCAGUAGCAGGCUGCAUGAGGAAUCUCAAGGCUUUGGGGGGAAAACUGUGAAAUCCAAAAACGCGUAACAGUCCAGCUGCCUUGUGUGUGGGGUGACAGCUGGGUAGGGAUGCUCCUUGCCUGGAGCAUUUUUAUGGACGUUGUAUCAAGAUAAAACUUUACACGCAUGUGUUCUACAGUUAUUUAUUAAAAAAAAAAAUAUUA